Molecule: messenger RNA, 2535 nt
Organism: Naumovozyma castellii
Lineage: Eukaryota; Fungi; Ascomycota; Saccharomycetes; Saccharomycetales; Saccharomycetaceae
Gene: STU2
Product: Stu2p
Exons: 1
Coding region: 1-2535 (844 amino acids)
Source: RefSeq, a predicted model, not a curated record
AUGGCUAGUAUAACACAACAAAACUACCCCUCGCACCUAUCUGCUGACAUGAAUGCACAGGAGGAAGUGGAUUACUCGAAACUACCCUUGGAAGAGCGGUUAAGCCAUAAAGUAUGGAAAGCACGUUUGGACGGCUAUCAAGAACUGAAGCAAAUAUUGUCUUCCAAUCCCUCCAUCAAGGAUAACAAAAUAUCUAUAUAUUGGAGAGACCCCUCUUUAUUUAACAAAUUUAUUACAGAUUCUAAUGUUGCAGCUCAAGAGCACGCAUUGGUGGCCUUCGAAUCAUUAAUAAUAGCGUUUACCCCGUUGGCCUCGGCAAAACACGUAUCCACAUCAUUAUUACCAAUCUGGAUUCCCUCCUUAAUUGAAAAGGGUAUUACUUCUACAAGAGCAGCAACCAAGAAUAAAUCGUUGGACUGCAUACUAUUAUUGUGUUCCUUGGAUAAUUCCAUUACUCAAUGUAUUGAAUGCAUAUUACCAUUUUUUGAUAAAAAAUUGCCCAAAUUAUUGGCUGGUUCAUUGCAGACCAUUUCAGAUUUGAUUAUUUCAUAUGGGAUGGUUAAUGUUCACUUGAACUCCCUAUUGCCUCAAAUUUUAAAGCCCUUACCCAAAUUGGCAUCGCAUGCUGACAAAAAUGUAAGAGCGGAGACAAUGAAUUUAAUUGUUCAUUUAUAUAAUGUUACUGGCCAAAAUAAAGAAAUACUGCAGGAGUUACUAUUGGAUCAAUUGAAACCAAUCCAACAAAGAGACUUGGAUAAACUGUUUGAAAAACAACAAGAUCAAGCUACCAUAAAACCUGCAAGAUUAUUUGAAUGGCAAAGGAAAGAAUUGGAAAAGCAAAAGGAAGCUGAGACAAUGGCCUCUGCAGUUGCUAUUGACCAAGAUGGUGAUACGGAUAUGGACCUCAAUGUGAAGCCUCUAUCUACCAGUAAUAAUAAAUCUACAUUGGACCCAUUUGCUAUGUUACCUGAAGAAACUGUAUUAGAUAAGUUGCCAGAGGAAUUUAAUGAAAAAAUUGUGUCCGCAAAAUGGAAGGAUAGAGUGGAAGUAUUGGAAGAAUUUCAUGACUUUACAUUGACAAAAAUUAAAAAAUUAAAGAGUAAAAACCAGGAUUAUUCGCAUUUAUUGCAAAUUUUUGGUCAUAUUAUUCAAAAGGAUGCAAAUGUCCAAGCUGUUACCAUAGCUGCACAAUCUGUGGAAAUAAUAUGUGCCAAAUUGAGAACUUCAGGUUUUCAUAAGCAUUAUGUAUCUAUUGUGUUUGUACCUCUAUUGGAAAGAACAAAAGAAAGGAAACCAUCUGUCAUUGAAGCAAUCAGGAAGGCAUUAAGAACAAUAUGUCAAUUUCAUAAUCCAUUAAAGCUUAAUAACGAAGAUAUGCUUCAUGAAAUUUUAGAAUUUAUGAAACAUAAGACUCCACAAGUUCGAUUAGAAUCCACCACAUUAUUCAAUUUCAUCUUACAAAACCCCUUCCAAAAUAAUAGUAAUAUCAAUCCUUUACCAACACUACAAAAAUUUUUAAAUGAUGAAAUUGUUCCCUCUGUCAUUAAAAUUGUUAACGACACUCAACCAAAUUUAAGAUCUGUUGGAUUUGAAUGUCUUGCACUUUUAAUUAAAAAUGUGGGGCAAAGACCAUUAAAUGAAACUUUAGAAUCUUUAGAUAAUUUAAAGAGGAAAAAGAUAGAGGAAUUAGUCAAUAGUUUACCUUCAGUGGAAGUGAAAUCAAUUGCUACUACCAAGCAACAAGAACCAAUAACUCAAUUAAUACCUUCCAAACGUAGUGCGACAUCUCCUUUGAAGAAGACCAAUAUUCAAACCAAAUCAAGGGUAUUGCUAACGUCUAGAUCUUUAACGAUGCCCUCUCCACAGACAGCACUAACGCAGCAACAACAACAACAAGCGACUUCCUUAAGACCAAACAUUCCCUCCAAGACAGAAAAUGAAUUAAAAUUGCAGUUAAGUAAACUUCAAGAGGAAAAAAGAGAAUGGCUAAAAGAAAGGCAAGCGUUUAUUGAAAAGAUAAAUCUGUUAGAGAAUUCUAAAUUAGAAAUGGCAAAGGAAAUGGAACUGAUAAAGGAACAAUCAAGUACGGAUCAAUCGAAUCUGUAUGAGAAGAAUUUACAAUUAAGAUCUAAAGAAUUACAAAUUAAUAAAUCACAAGAAAAGAUUCUUCAACUAGAAAAUGAAUUGAAAAGACAGAAACUGAAUAAUAGCCAAACUCAUACUAUGUCUCCAUCUCAUGGGUUUGCAGAAACAUUAGAGUCCAAUAAUAAUACACUACCGCACAAGACAUCAUCCAUUUCUUCACCGGCCAAUGAUCGUAGAUUAAGUGCAUCCAGCGAUGAUCUACCGCGUCGUGUGGACUCAUUGCAAUUAAGUUCGAACGAAUCUUUAAUCAAUGAAGAGAGUUGGAAACGUGCCGCGGAGGUGACGAAGCAAUUGAAGGCCCGAAUCCAAAGAAUGCGAGUGAGAAACAACAACAUCAGCAACAACAAUACCCCGAGGGCCAGCGGGACGAGUCCCUCGAUGAACCAAUGA